AUGUCUGAUUAACUUCGAGUACAAAAUAUGGCUCUUUGAGGAGAAACCCAGUGGAGAAGCAGUAAAUUUUAAAAUAUUCAAAGAGCAGCCACGAGCUAACCUUUGAGAAGAUGGAGGGUAAGAAGGAUGAAUACAAGUACGAUUAUGCGGAGGGGAGCGAAGAAGCAGAACCACUGGCUACGUACGACGCGGACCGCGGGAACGUUAACAUAGUUUCGCCGACAAUGGUCAGUGCAAGUAGUGGUACCGCUAACAGGAACUUCUUGUAUGUUGCAGCAUGUGCAGGAAAUAUCGCCUCGUUUAUCUGCGGUACCACAAUUGGAUGGACUUCCCCGGAAAUACCCAAACUGAAAGGCGUUAUAGAUAACCCCUUGAGCAGCCCAAUUACAAAAACCGCGGAAGGAUGGAUCGGAUCGCUCCUUCCCCUGGGGGCAGCGAUAGGCCCCUUUGCAGCCGGCAUUGCAGCGGACAAGAUCGGCAGGAAAAAGACCCUAUUGAUCUCUGCAAUACCCUUCAUAAUAACCUUCGUUCUGAAUAUCGUCGCCACGCACGUAUACUACUUCUUCGCCUCAAGAUUUCUAUGUGGGCUGGCAGUAGGAAUAGUCUUCACGGUGCUGCCGAUGUAUAUCGGAGAAAUAGCUGAUGAUGAAGUGCGGGGGUCGCUAGGAUCAUUCAUGCAACUGUUUAUAAUGUUAGGCUUGCUGUUCUCCUACGUUCUUGGAUCAUAUUUAUCAGUACAGACAUUUAAUAUAACCCUCUUGAUCCCUCCAGUUGUAUUUCUUGUGGUAUUUUUAUUUUUCAUCCCAGAAAGUCCGUACUACUUAGUUAAAGCAAGAAACUUUGAAGGUGCUGAGGAAUCGCUGAUGAAACUGCGUUCUAAAAGUAAAGACGACGUACAGAAGGAGUUGGAAACCACUAAAGGGUUAGUGCACGAGGCUCAGGAGAACAAAAAAAAUUUCUUCGACAUCUUCAAAUCCAGAGGACUAACAAUGGCUCUCUUCCUCUCAGUGAGUUUAGUGGGAAUACAACAGUUUUCUGGUAUAAACAUCGUACUUUUCUACGCGCAAGACAUUUUUACUGACGCUGGGGUCUCUCUGGCGCCCGAAAUAUGCACCAUAAUCCUCGGCAUCGUCCAAGUGUUUGCCAGUAGCGCAACUCCACUUUUGGUAGAAAGAAGAGGUAAACGGUUCUUGCUUCUGCUUUCUGCCGCCGGAAUGGGACUGUCUCAAGGGGUAUUGGCGUACUUCUUCUACUUGAAAGACGACAGGCAUACUGACGUGUCUUCCAUCGGGUGGAUUCCCAUCGUUAGUCUCAUCGUCUACAUAAUAACGUACUGUCUAGGCUUCGGGCCUUUACCCUGGGCUGUGAUGGGUGAGCUAUUCCCGGGUAACAUAAAAUCGGCUGCUUCCACAGUCACGGCAUCGGGCUGCUGGUUUCUUGGAUUCCUGCUGACAAACUAUUUCGGAAUUGUGGCUGACAGCAUAGGAAAAUCGGGAUCCUUUGGGAUUUUCUCUGUGUGCUGUCUUGGAGCAGUAGUAUUUACGUAUAAGCUCUUGCCAGAAACUACGGGUAAGAGCCUGCAGGAGAUCCAGGAUAUAUUAAACGGAAACACACCCAGCGGCAAAGAAUAAUUUUUAUUUCUUUUAUCCCAUUGACUUUAUUAUGUAUAUCAUUUAUUUAUUUGUUGAUAUCAUUUUAUUGUUGAUGCAUGUGAUUUUAUGCGAUAGAACAGAAAUUUUCAUGUGUAAGUAUUUAUUUUCUGUAGUUAUUUAUAAAAACACCGUACUCAGUAUGUUUCAGUACUGCGUUAAUGUUUAUUUUAUUUAUAAGAAACUAUAUGUAGAUGUUUUAAAAUAUAUUUGUAUUUGUUAUUUUAUA
Molecule: messenger RNA, 1878 nt
Organism: Anoplophora glabripennis (Asian longhorned beetle)
Lineage: Eukaryota; Metazoa; Arthropoda; Insecta; Coleoptera; Cerambycidae
Product: facilitated trehalose transporter Tret1-2 homolog
Exons: 3
Coding region: 111-1631 (506 amino acids)
Biological process (GO): transmembrane transport; carbohydrate transport
Cellular component (GO): membrane
Molecular function (GO): sugar transmembrane transporter activity
Source: RefSeq, a predicted model, not a curated record